This is a messenger RNA of Gavialis gangeticus (Gharial), 495 nucleotides long. RefSeq names its product sterile alpha motif domain containing 15 (gene SAMD15). The coding region runs from base 80 to 475 and encodes 131 amino acids. NCBI's taxonomy places the organism in Eukaryota, Metazoa, Chordata, Crocodylia, Gavialidae. The record is from RefSeq and is a predicted model, not a curated record. The transcript has 2 exons.
CCCCUGGCAGGACUGCUUCAUCGCCAACAGCAUCACAGGCCGCAAGCUGGUCCAUGUGCACUGCCGCAGCCUGCUGCAGAUGGGCAUCACCAAUUUCGAGCACAUGAAGGAGAUUUCAAGGCAUGUGCGGGAGCUGCUGGGGAUUACAGAGCCCCUCUGGAGCAGAAGCAUUGCCCUCCCCUACAGGGACAACAUGGGCUUGUUUCUAGAACGCAAAGCCCCAACUGGCAAGACAGCAGAUGCCCUCACCUUCUCCCAGUUUGUCCGUGAAGCAGGACUGAAACCAUAUGCUAUAACUGCAUCUUUGCAAAAAGCCAAAACUGAUGUGAACGCAGACAAUCUCACCAUUUCCCCGUGCAUCCAAGAAGCAGAAACAGAGCCACAUGCUAUAAUUCCUCCCUCAAAAACAGAUCAAGCUACUGGACAAACCGAUUCUUUUGCUGUGUCUCUGGCUGUCCAAUCUUCUUCAUAUUAAAGAAAAGGUGCUUUACUACU